This is a messenger RNA of Ilyonectria robusta, 1351 nucleotides long. RefSeq lists its product as uncharacterized. The transcript has a single exon. Lineage: Eukaryota; Fungi; Ascomycota; Sordariomycetes; Hypocreales; Nectriaceae. The record is from RefSeq and is a predicted model, not a curated record. Bases 180 to 1208 code for a protein of 342 amino acids.
GGGACGACGAUGCGUGCACGAUUAGCAGGAGCACUGCCUACGAGGUGCUCGACGGCCCCAAUACCUUCUCCUCGUCGCCGUCCGACCCCAUCAACUCGGUCAAGAUCACGCCCGCGAUCAACAAGACGAACUGGGAGCAGUGGGAGUUCGACGGCAUCUCCCACACGGGCAUCUCGCUCAUGAUGGUCAUGUUCUCGCGGGACUACUCGUUCUACUUCUUCGGCAAGGGCAACCUGCGCAUGGAGAUGUUCAUGACCACGCCGGACGGCAAGCACCACCAGGAGCUCCAGUAUCUCCAAGAGUCCCUCAUCCUCGACUGUCCCGGCUACACGUACGGCCUCUGGAACAGCUCGGGCAAGUCGUACUCGUUCUACACCACCAAGGACCUGAAGCAUACCAAGCUCGUCUUCGACUCGCCGGGGAUCCGCGGCACGUAUAAGCUGUCGGCCACCACGCCUCCCGUCCACGCAGACGGCUCGAACCCCGAUCCGGAGGCCGGCAAGAACAGAGUCGACGCGGCCCAGCUGUCGCCCGAUCUGUACUACAGCGUCCCCGUAGCUGGCGGCCAGGUCGAGAUGGACGCCGUCCUGGGGUCUGGGAAGAAGCUCUCCUUCAGCGGCCGGGGCGGCUCUGCCAGGCUCUGGGCCAAGCAAGGCUGGCUCGGACUCAGCGAGAGCUGGGUCGCCCUCCGAGCCUGGGCAGGGCCCUACACCAUCGCCUACUGGCACGUCGUGUCCCGCGUGGGCGCCGACAGGUACAAGAAGUUCGUCUCGGGCCACCUGUUCUACAACGACGAGCUGCUGGUCGGCUCGCGCGUCGGGAACGUCUCCAAGGCCGACGACUACGUCUGCGACGUGUACAACGAGGACGGCGAGGUCUCGGGCACGUACCACGACAAGAACACGGGAGCCGUCUUCGAGUUCGCCUCGCCGGCCCGGGACAAGAAGUGGCGGUUCGAGACACAGCAUACCAUGAUGUGGUACGAGCUGGGCGUCGGCGAAGGGCUCGGCAUGAGCGACUUUGCGGAUCGUGUCGUCGGCGGCGAGGUCGGCGGGCCGCAGUACGAGGGGCGCGGCUUGACGGAGCAGGCCAAGUUCCCGGAACACAUUCCUCAGUGGGCCAUCUUCCUCUUGUAUGGCGUUGGGUUCUUGGGGAGCGGGAAGGACUACGUCGUCAACUUUGUCGGCUACUGGUUGCCCUCCUGGUAAUGUCAACUUUGUCACCUCCUAGUUGCCCUCUUGGUUGGGAAUGGGGCAAAAACCCUCUCAGUACCGAGGGGAGUGAGGCACAAUGGCUGAUGACGGACGGAUCAUCACAAGGGAUUGGGGUCAUUUUGUCGGGCGACGCUGGG